Molecule: messenger RNA, 2041 nt
Organism: Phasianus colchicus (ring-necked pheasant)
Lineage: Eukaryota; Metazoa; Chordata; Aves; Galliformes; Phasianidae
Source: RefSeq, a predicted model, not a curated record
CCGCGGCCGCGCGGUUCGGGUCUGCGGGGGCCCGCGGAGGCCGGGCCGUGCGGGGACCUCCCCGGCUUCAGCCGCAGCCAAAAGCGAGCCCCCGCCACCCCCGCGCAGCCCACCCGCUGGCACCCUGCGCCCUGCCGCCGGAGCAGCGGGACGGGAAACUUUUGGGGGGAGAAAGAAAAAAAAAAAGUUUUCCUUCCCCCUCACCCCCCCCAACCCCGCUUUUUCAUUGCUUUUUAUUUAUUCCCCCCCCUCCGCCCCCCCACCGUCUAUCUCUCCCCUCCGCCGUCAGAUGGCUUUUUAGCGUUAACAGCUAAAGAGCGUGGGUGCUCCGGGGAUCCCAGUGAUGGACCCCGCUGCUCUCUGCGGGCGGAACGCGGCGCUGAGAUUCGUUGACUCGGGGGGAUCUCUACGUCCCCAACUCCGUCACCCCCCGCAGUCCGUGCCACGCUGCCCGGGCCUCGCCGCGCAACCCCCCGCCGCCGGGUCCCGCCUCGGCGGGCCGCACCAACACAUGGGGCACAGCCACCAUCCUCAUCUUCCUCCUCAGCAUCACCUCGCGGCCCUAAAGCUCGGCCCUGCCCCUCAGCCCCACCGCCCGCGCCCGGCGGGCCCGGCCCAGCCGCUCUCCGGUCACACAGAGGCGUUCGGCCCGGCGGCGGCCCCCUGCCCCUUGUCCCACACAGCUGCUGCCAGGGACUCGGCCAUGCCCGGGCUGAGCGAGCAGCACCCCGCUGCCCGAUCUCACCACGGACUGUUUGUCUCAACAACAGGUAGCUGCCCCGGACACCGCGGGCACCACCGCCCCUCGGAAGCCGGGAAUCCCGCGCUGUUCGCUGGACUCCAUGAGCAGCCGCCCCAUGCAGCUCCAGGUGGCCAUCUAAACGGACAGAUAAGGCUGGGGUUACCUGGAGAAAUGUACGCCAAGGCUGAACAUUUCACUCCAGUGCCAGCCUCCAGGACAGAGCCUUUUGCUGCUUCUUCGCUUCAUAGCUACGGUGGCAUGAACCUGAACGUGAACCUGGCUCCGCACCACGGCCCGGGGGCCUUCUUCCGCUACAUGCGGCAGCCCAUCAAACAGGAACUCAUCUGUAAGUGGAUUGAGUUGGAGCAGACUCCCAAAAAAUUAUGCUCGAAAACUUUCAGCACGAUGCACGAGCUGGUGACUCAUGUCACCGUGGAGCACGUUGGAGGACCCGAGCAGUCCAAUCACAUAUGUUUCUGGGAAGAGUGCCCGCGAGAAGGGAAACCUUUCAAGGCCAAAUACAAACUCGUAAAUCACAUCCGAGUCCACACAGGUGAAAAACCUUUCCCCUGCCCUUUCCCAGGCUGUGGCAAAGUGUUUGCCAGAUCAGAGAAUCUCAAAAUACACAAAAGAACUCACACAGGGGAGAAGCCGUUCAAAUGUGAAUUCGAGGGCUGCGACAGACGCUUCGCCAACAGCAGCGACAGGAAGAAGCACUCGCACGUCCACACCAGCGACAAGCCCUACAACUGCAAACUCCGGCUACGAGUCCUCCACGCCCUCCUUGGUGUCCCCCUCCUCGGACUCCGGCCGGGACCCCCCCGCCUCGUGUUCUCACGCCGAACCCCCCGCGCCGCCCGCCGCCAACCUGAGCGAAUGGUACGUGUGUCAGGGCCGCCCCGCGCCCCCCGCCGCCCCGCCGCCCCCGCGCCCCGCCGCCCAGCCCCGGCCCCGCUGCUAGGGAGCGCGGCGGCGACGGGAGCGGGAGCGCGGCUGCGGGCAGCGAGAGAGGAGGGGACGGGCCUUGGCUUCGGCCCCGGGGAGGCAGAGCCGCGCUGCCGGACCCCGCUGCUCCCGCUCGGCCUGGCCAAACUGCCUCCUUCCUCCGUGCACCGCCCGCUGAUCGCCUCGCUCCUGCCUGGCCACAAGCGCACUGAGUUGCAGCAGCUGUUUCCUUUUCCCUUUCCUUUUUCCUUUAUCCCUUUUCCUUCCCUUCUCUUUCCCGCUCCCCACCCACGGUGGUUUCACACAGAUUCGCAGCUGUACAGGUUUUCUCUUGUCAACAGUGUCUCGUGCUGA